AUGGAUUUGCCUUCGACAUCGUAUCCAGAAGCCCUUGGAUUGAAGCGGAACUCUAAUGAUGUUGGAUGGGAAUAUGGGUUUCUUUCUGACCCUAAAAACCCAGAUAGAGUUAAAUGCAAGCUGUGUGGGAAAGAAAUGGGAGGAGGUGUGUACAUGAUUAAGGAGCAUAUUGCUCACCAUAAGGGUAACGUUACCUCAUGUCCAAGGUCCUCAAAGGAAGAUCAGUCCAAGUGUAUGAAAGCUGUCUUGGAAUCAUCUAACAACAAAAGGAAAAUGAAAAACAAAGUGGACGUGCUUAGCUUGCAUGUGGGUGUUAAUGUGCAGAACAUAGAGGCUGUGUAUAAAGGGAUUCUUGUCAGAUCGAAACAUCGUAUAGCUCAAGGUCCAAUGGAUAAGUUUGUAACCGCUGUUACUCCUCCGGAGGUUUCUUCAGGUGGACAAGAAAAUAGCAAUGACACGCAUGUAGUGAGUCAGUUAUGUGCUAGAUGGAUAUAUCAGGCUGGUCUUCCUUUUAACGCCAUUGACAGUGAUUAUAUUAGGUCGUUUUGUGAAGCUUUAGGACAAUUGGGACCUGGUUCGGUUCCUCCAAGCCAGUGUGAACUGUGGGAAACAUUGUUGACAGAAGAAGAAAAAAUAGUUAAGGAGAAACUGAAGAGUCUAGAGAUAGAACGGGAACGGAAUGGUUGCUCUAUACUGAUGGAUACAUGGAGUGACACAAAGAAGAACGUAAUGAAUCUGUGUAUGAAUUCAAGAGGAGGGAGAUUCUAUCUUUCUUCAAAACAAUCUCAGACCGGUACAUCUAUCUUUGAGUACGCAGAUAAAUGCAUAGAGGACGUUGGUCCUGAGAAGGUUGUUCAGGUUAUAACGGACAGUGCGGACUACAACUUAGCGGCAGCAAAGAUGUUGAAAGAGAAGAGACCAUGCAUAUUCUGGUCAUCAUGCGCUGCUCACACAGUUAAUUUGAUGUUUGAAGACAUUGUUAAGUUGCCAAAUAUCUCAAACUCCAUUGAUAAAGCCAAAGCUUUGACACUGUUAAUAUACGCUCAUGAGAAAACGUUAGCUAUGAUGAGACAUCACACAAAGGAAAAGGAUAUCGUGAUAUCUAGAGUCACAAGAUUUGCUACGACCUUCUUGAUUUUGCAAAGCUUGUUGGAGAACAAACAACAACUAAAAGUCUCGCGAGUUGUGAACGUUUUGGAGCCUUUGGCCAAAGUUCUCAAGAUGGUUGAUGGAGAGAAAAAAACGUCAAUGGGGUUUAUCUAUGGAGAAUUAGUAGAAGCCAAAAAAAUCUAUCAAAGCUGCUACCAACAACUUGGAAGGUACUAUCAGCCUAUCCUCGAGAUCAUUGAUGUGAAAAUUAAAGGCAGAUUAGAUUCUCCGUUGCAUUUGGCUGCCUACUUGUUGAAUCCUUACUAUUUCUACAACAAACCAGACGUUAAGCCGGAUGAGACACUCAUGAAUGGCUUUCUCAUUUGUGUUGAGACUUUUUAA
Brassica oleracea var. oleracea is the source of this 1491-nucleotide messenger RNA. RefSeq lists its product as uncharacterized. The transcript is spliced from 2 exons. NCBI's taxonomy places the organism in Eukaryota, Viridiplantae, Streptophyta, Magnoliopsida, Brassicales, Brassicaceae. The record is from RefSeq and is a predicted model, not a curated record. Bases 1 to 1491 code for a protein of 496 amino acids.